AUGAAUUAGUCUGUAGGUGAAAAUUAACAAUCUUUGCCGUCAAUCAAUUAUGGGAAUGUGAAGUAUUCCUUCAAAUGUUUACGCCGACAUCUUUUUAAAGAUAAAGUGUAUCAUGUUCAUGCGCUUCAUAAUAUGAUUACUAUAGGAGAGGUACACCACUAUUUAGAAGUAGCAUUUCAACGAUCCCAACCCCAAAUACAAGUUGGAGUUGAAUCUCAAGAACACGGUUUAUUGGAAAUAGGAGAAUGGGUAGAACAAAGCCUUCGGUAUUAAAUAUAAGUAAGUAAUUAUUUUUAAACUAAUAUUUUCAAAGAAAGAAUGUGAAGUAUUUUGAAGCUUCUUCUGAAUAAUUAACAAAAUUUCGUUAGGCAAUCAGUUGUUUAAUUGGGUUCCAUUCACUUGAUGAACAUUAUAAAUUAGAAAAAGUAAUUGGAUAGGGUUCAUUUUCUAAAGUCCAUAAAGUUCAUAGGUUGCAUGAUGACAAGGCAUUUGCAAUGAAGCAAGUAUCCAGUAAGUAAAAGAAUGAUAAGGAGAAUAUGGUAUUUACCUAUUUAAUUGUAUUCAGUAAUUAUUGGAAAACGAAAUCGGAAUUUUACAUUCUUUGAAUAACGAAUCCAUUCUUAAAAUAUAUGAAGUUUUCAGAAUCGAAGAACAUUAGUAUGGAAUUAUUGUUGAAUUUGUUGAUGGAAUAUGCUUGGCUACUCUUAUCGAACAACUCAAAAAACAUCAAAAUAAACUCAAAGAAUACGACAUCAAAAUUAUCUUGUAGGCAAUCCUUAAAGCUUUGGUUAUCAUUCAUUAAGAACAAGUGAUUCAUAGAGAUAUUAAACCAUAGAAUAUUAUGAUCUCUCUAUCAUCAUUUAGGAAUGUCAAAAUCAUUGAUUUUGGAUUAAGCAUCAAAAAUUAAUUGUAAUAUAACAAAUGUGGAACUCCUGGUUACAUGGCUCCUGAAAUCGUUAACAUGAAAAAGGAUUAGCAAAAAGCAUGGACUUCUCUCUGUGAUAUCUUUAGUCUAGGUGUUGUCUUUUUCAAAUUGUACAAUAUUAUCAUGCAAUUAGAUUGUCCAAAGGCAUCAGUUGUUUUUAAGGAUAAACCUCUGAUCAAGUCUUAGCAAACAAUAAAAAAUGCUAAAUAGACUGGUCUAUUGUUCAAUAAUAUAAUUAUUCCAAAAAUUGCAUCGUAAGACAAACGAUAAUAAAUUUAAGUCUUUAUUGAAGGCAAUGUUAGCCAAGGAUCCUGAUGAGAGGAUUACUGCUUACCAAGCGCUUUAGCAUCCCUUCUUCGCUGAUUUGCCCCCAGUAUUAGCCACUGAUUUCGCCGGAAAUUCUAUGACAUUUAAAUCAAAAUGCAUUAUCAAUCAAACUAUUGACAAAUAAAAUCUCGACUCCAUAAAUACUUUAAACGAUCUCUCUGGACUUUAAAAAUAGCAAAUUUAUGUCAGGGAUUUAAGACCAUCAAGAAUUAGCAGAAGAGCGUGAUAUUAUAUUUUUGUGUUUCAUUUUUUACAUUUUUUUAUAUAUUACAAUAAUUGAAUAUUAUAUAAUCUCAUAAAGUAAAUUUGAAGUAUCUUUAGGAUCUGUCUAUACUUGAACUAAAAUUAUAAAACACCGCUAAUCCACCUUAUUGAAAAUCUGUAAGCAGUAAAUUUACAAGAUAGCCCUUCCUAUAAGUAAACUCAAAAAGGAGCUGAUCAAAUUAUACAUAAAUUUCGUUUUUAAAAACCAUAAAAAAAACUAUAUAAAUAUUAAAUCCUAAUCACGUGUAAAAGUUCAUAUGAGGCGAGGUUUGAGAAAGAUAAGAAUUUUGUUUAGAAAUGGUCUAAGUGAAUUUAAUUGAUAAUGACAUAUAUGAGACCUCAUCCAUACCAUAUAUGUUCUUGGAAGUAUGCUUUCGACUGAUAGGUUAUUAUAAGUUGAUAUAAGAGAGUAAGCGCAUAGGAACAUGCAAAAAUCUCAAAUCAUGAAUAAGGAAAAUACAAAAAAAUUUUAAGUGUUUAAAAACCAUUGUAUUUUAAUAAAUGAAGAACUAGAAAGAUUUUAAUAAUUUCAUAGCAAAUUAUUAUCCUAAUUUGAAAAAUAUAAUAUAUUAAAGAAAAAAUUGACGGUUUUUUACUAACUAGUUAAAAAUUUUCACUUCUUGUAAUUAAAGAACAAACAGUCAAAACUAAAGAAGGUUAGAGAACAAGAAGAAUUUAAGGUAAUAAUCAAUUAAAAUCAUUAUCGAUAGGCCAUCUAUAAUUUUACUUAAAAUAUUGGAUAUAAACAACAUUGGCAUAUUAAUUAAUUUUGUUUAGGAAUUUUUAAGAUCCAAAAUCAUUUGUUGUUUACUUCAUUGUUAGAACAAUGGAAAAAUUGA
Messenger RNA from Paramecium octaurelia, 2355 nucleotides. Lineage: Eukaryota; Ciliophora; Oligohymenophorea; Peniculida; Parameciidae. The record is from the annotation of a GenBank genome assembly.